This is a messenger RNA of Acanthoscelides obtectus, 71 nucleotides long. Lineage: Eukaryota; Metazoa; Arthropoda; Insecta; Coleoptera; Chrysomelidae. The record is from the annotation of a GenBank genome assembly.
AUGGAGGAUCAACAACCGAAGCCAAACGCAUUUAUAAGAGGCAGUAGAAAUAAAAUAAUAUGACAUUAAUA